CCUGUCAGCAGGUGGCAGACGGACACGGUGCGAACUGUACGCGGCUGGAGGCGCGCACUAGCGGGCGCGAGCAGGAAUCAUGGCAGGCGGUGAGAGAGUCGCUCAUCUGAUGCGUCAGCUCGCGAGCGCGGCGUGCAGAUGCCCAGCUCAUUCUCAAGCGUAUUCCCACACUUAUAACCGAGUUUCUACAGGUGAGGUUCAUAUGUGUGAACGGAAAACAGAUUAUGCAUUUGAAAUGGCUUGUUCAAAUAUCAGAUAUGGAGCAGGAGUUACCAGAGAAAUUGGCAUGGAUUUGCAGAACAUGGGAGCACGUAAUGUGUGUCUGAUGACGGAUAGGACCUUGUCUCAGCUGCCGCCGGUUGGAGUAGUGCUGGACUCAUUGACUAAACAUGGAGUCAAAUAUAAGAUCUAUGAGGAUGUGCGAGUAGAACCAACAGACAAAAGCUUUAAAGCAGCGAUUGAUUUUGCCAAACAAGGACAUUUUGAUGUGUAUGUUGCUGUGGGCGGGGGCUCUGUGAUUGACACCUGUAAAGCAGCCAAUCUCUAUGCAUCUCAUCCAGAGGCAGAAUUUCUAGACUUUGUCAAUGCACCAAUUGGAAAAGGAAAACCCAUCACAGCCACACUGAAGCCACUAAUUGCUGUUCCUACUACGGCUGGAACGGGGAGUGAAACUACAGGAGUGGCGAUCUUUGACUUUGAGAACCUGAAGGCCAAAACUGGUAUUGCAAAUCGAGCCCUAAAGCCCACUUUGGGAAUGGUGGAUCCCCUACAUACUCUUCACAUGCCAUCCAGAGUGGCAGCUAACAGUGGCUUUGAUGUGCUCUGUCAUGCAUUAGAGUCAUUCACUGCUUUGCCGUAUAACCUAAGGAGUCCCUGCCCAUCCAACCCCAUCAAUCGUCCAGCUUACCAGGGCAGCAAUCCAAUCAGUGAUGUUUGGGCAAGACAUGCUCUCAAGAUUGUUGCCAAAUACUUGAAGAGGGCGGUGCGUGAUGCUGGAGAUGUGGAGGCUCGCUCCAGCAUGCACCUGGCCAGUGUGUUUGCUGGAAUUGGCUUUGGCAAUGCAGGAGUCCAUUUAUGUCAUGGAAUGUCGUAUCCCAUUGCUGGGAAUGUCAAAACUCACAGGGCUAAAGGCUACAAUGUAGAACAUCCUAUAGUGCCUCAUGGACUCUCUGUAGUUCUUACUUCCCCUGCUGUUUUUGCCUUCACUGCAAACAUGUGUCCUGAGCGCCACCUGGAGGCAGCACAAAUACUAGGUACCGAUGUGAGUAGCAUCAAGAAAGAUGAUGCUGGCCGUGUGUUGGCUGACACUCUCAGAUCGUUUCUGUAUGACCUGGAAGUGGAGGAUGGCUUGUCUUCAGUUGGCUACACUAAAGAGGACAUUCCAUCUUUGGUGAAGGGCACCAUCCCUCAGGAGCGGGUAACUAAACUGUCUCCUCGAGCUCACACUGAAGAGGAUCUGACUGCUCUGUUUGCAGCAUCCAUGAAGCUCUACUGAGCAGACUGAGGGACAUUUUAACAUAUUGACGGGGUUCUCAGAAGCACAGCCUCUGAUUAGCUGUGCUGAUUUCAUUAUGUAAGCAGAGACAUUGAUCUCAACACUCUGACCUCACUGACCUUUAAUCCUUUCAGUGAUGUCACUGUUCUGAGCCAGAAAAGCAGAGACAGUAACACACUCACAAUCAGAUACAGUAUUCUGCAUAUCUAAAAUGACACAUACAUGUUUUUACUGUGAUGUCAGCAUAUUUCAACAUAAUUAUCAUUGUAAUAUAUUUAAACCACCCUGCACACACACACACACAGAGUAUGCAUACUCUCCAUUCAAUCUAACUAUUAAGGCUGAUUUGUUAAUCAGAGUGAUUUAGGCAGGUUGGAUUUAAAUGAGUCUAAUCUAAGAAUCAGGUUUAGACUUUAGACUCUAGUAAGCAACAUUGUUUUUUUCAGUUGAGUUGUUUUUAUAUCUUAAAUCAAUGAUGACUUAAAACUGAUUAAUGCAUUCAGAUUCAUUCAUUCAUGCUGUCCUGAAAUGUUUAUCUGAAGUGAGGAACGCUUAUAGGAUUUUAAGAUCUUAAAAUGAUAGAAAUAUUAAUAAACGAAGAUGUCAAAAUACUUUCCCUAUAUCUUAGUAUUUCACUAAAAUGUAUCAUCGCUACACAAGUAAUUUUCUUUGAAAUGGAGCUAGAAGCAUUAAAAACCGGAUUUAAUGGAGUAUAUAAAUUAUUGUGUGAAAGAUAAUGAAACCUGAAUAUUUCUUAUUGUACUGC
This is a messenger RNA of Sinocyclocheilus rhinocerous, 2261 nucleotides long. Its product is annotated as alcohol dehydrogenase iron containing 1. The record is from RefSeq and is a predicted model, not a curated record. The transcript is spliced from 14 exons. NCBI's taxonomy places the organism in Eukaryota, Metazoa, Chordata, Actinopteri, Cypriniformes, Cyprinidae. Gene Ontology annotation, molecular function: metal ion binding; alcohol dehydrogenase (NAD+) activity. Gene Ontology annotation, cellular component: mitochondrion. The coding region runs from base 80 to 1495 and encodes 471 amino acids.